Physcomitrium patens is the source of this 1695-nucleotide messenger RNA. Its product is annotated as NPL4-like protein A. Gene Ontology annotation, molecular function: ubiquitin binding; ubiquitin protein ligase binding. Gene Ontology annotation, biological process: ubiquitin-dependent protein catabolic process. The record is from RefSeq and is a predicted model, not a curated record. Gene Ontology annotation, cellular component: nucleus. NCBI's taxonomy places the organism in Eukaryota, Viridiplantae, Streptophyta, Bryopsida, Funariales, Funariaceae.
AGAUGGUUCUUAGGAGACCGGCUUUGGAUUUCAAUAGGCCACUAUUGUGUGCAGGGCCUCGCCAUUGCUUAACUUUGUGCGAGUUAAGCUUUGAUCGUGUUCUCGGAUCGUCGUCAGCUCGCGCCGUGGUGGAGAGGUUUUCUCUACCCAAGCUUUGUUUUCAGCAAUUCUGGUGAGUCCGUGAGGUGGAUAUUAGGUGUUUUUUGUGAGGUAGCGAGUAAUUGAUUGUUGAGCUUGGAUAUUGCGAAGGAGAGGAAGGAGAAGAAUCGAGAGAGUAGCGAUGUUGAUCAGAUUGAGGAGUCGGGAUGGGUUGGAGCGGGUAACGUUAGCGAACAACGCGACGGUGGGGGAUCUACAGGCGGCGAUAGCGGAGAAUCUGAAUGUGCCCGUGAGCAGCCAGCUGCUGUCAAGGAACCAGGCUCUGUUGCUGAGCAAGGAUCCCGUGAAUGGGAAGGAGUUUGCGGACAUGCAGGACUCGGGAGCGACGUUGUCGUCGUUGGGAAUUGCGCAUGGGAGUUUGUUGUACUUGUUUUACAGUGGGAAUAGAGUGGUGAAGGGACCUCAAGUGACGCCGUUUGGGGCGUUUGGGAGGAAGAUGACCGUGGAGGAUUUGAUUGCCCGGCAGAUUCGGAUAGAAAGGCAGGAGAAGUCGCACUGCAGUGCGUUGUCGUUCGAUCGGGAAGCUGCGAAUGCGUUUCAGCUGUAUGUGCAUGAGAGCCUCGCGUUUUCAAUUAAGAGAGGGGGGAUCAUGUAUGGUUCUGUAAAUGAGGCAGGCGAGAUUAAGGUAGACGUUAUUUAUGAGCCACCACAGCAAGGGUCUGAGGAAGGCUUGCUCCUUAUGAGAGAUAUGGAUGAGGAGAAACGAGCUGACGUGAUCGCUGCAGGAUUAGGGUUACGGAAAGUAGGGUUCAUUUUCACGCAGACAAUAACCCAGAAUCAGGGGGGGUACACAUUAUCAAACGCAGAAAUACGGCAGACAGCUGAAUUUCAUGCCGAGUCGGACUUUGAGCAAUGGGCCACAGCAAUAGUGAAGCUUGAAGUCAACGAAGAUGGUGGUGCAGAUGUUCAUUUUGAGGCAUUUCAAUUAAGUGAUCAGUGCGUGAAGCUAUUCAAGGACGGUUUGUUUGAGGAGAAUGUGCCAGAUCUGGACCCGAAGUUAACGAGAAUGAAGAAAGAAGUUAUAGUCCUUCAGAAAGACACUUUCGAUGUUGACAACGACUUUUUCUUAGUUCCUGUGAAGAUUCUUGAUCAUGAGGGCCCGAUGACAACAACAUUCCCCAUUGAGAAUAGAGCACCUCUCGCUACCCUUCAGGCUUUGAAGACUCAUUUGGAGCGUCACAGGAAUAAGCCCUAUGUGAAGCGGAUCGCUGACUUUCAUCUUCUUCUGUUGUUGUCGAACUUCCUUGACAUCAACACAGAUGUUCCACAGCUGACGGAGGCUAUUCGUACAGAAGGCCCUGUACCAGAAGGGUACCAACUCAUUAUCGAGUCCAUGGCGAGUAGUUUUUAGGCAUCCUUACAAGAAGAUAAAAGAAAGUAAUCUGAGCAGGUUUAUUUUCUGGUAAAAUUUCUGUAUAUUCUCGAAUUCGGGAGGUGAAAUUGGUCGAACAAUUUGUAACCAUAUUCUUGUACCCUUUUCACUUGAAUGUGUAUGUCUUCGAUGAAGCCAUAUUUCUGCUUCUAGAUUUCCUUAAA